Messenger RNA from Fraxinus pennsylvanica, 582 nucleotides. Lineage: Eukaryota; Viridiplantae; Streptophyta; Magnoliopsida; Lamiales; Oleaceae. The record is from the annotation of a GenBank genome assembly.
AUGGCGGAACUCAACCUGCUGCCUUCUUCUUCCAUUGAUCCAAGAAGCGGUUUCUGCAAAGCUAAUUCCAUCUUCUACAGCAAGCGCAAACCAAUCCCUUUACCCUCAAACGACUCCCUUGAUGUCACAACCUUCAUAUCUUCACGAUCGCACCGGGGUAAGAUCGCGUUCAUUGACGCAUCCACCGGCCGUCAGCUCAGCUUUUCAGACGUCUGGAGGGCCGUCGACGCCGUCGCUACCUGCCUCUCCGUCCACAUGAACAUCUGCAAAAACGACGUUGUCCUCCUCCUCAGCCCCAAUUCCAUCUACUUCCCCAUUGUUUGCCUCGCCGUCAUGUCUCUGGGCGCCAUCAUCACCACCACAAAUCCCCUCAACACUUCCCGGGAAAUCGCCAAGCAAAUCGCCGAUUCAAAGCCUGUCCUUGUCUUCACUAUAUCUCAGCUCCUCCCUAAACUCGCCGAUUCCAAACUCCCUAUCGCUCUCCUCGACUCUGAGAACUCGUACCCCAGCAAGUUAAAAAUUGUAAAUACCGUAGUUGCAAUGAUGAAAAGAGAACCGAGUCAAAGCCUAGUAAAGGAAUGA